UUCAGUAGUUCAUAACUUCCGAUAGGUUGGAACGCAAAAAUCACCCACAAAACCUCUUGAGGCAUCCAAUUAGCUUUUGGCAGCACAGUGGUGAUAUGAAGCCACACUAAAAUUUCCAAUCUCCGGGAGCUCUUUGCUGCAACUGCUGCUGGUGAAGAUCACGUUCAAGUGCUCGGACCUCGCUCUCCUCAGCAACUAGAGUUUACUAAAUUGUCCGCAACAUCUCGUCAGAGUUUGGCACCUUUAGCUUGGAUUGCAGUUCACUUGUCUUUUCGUCGAUCUGGCUACUUGUACAUAGAUUUGUAUAUAAUAUUACCGCAAACAGAUAUAUCGCAAAUAUAUUACUAUAGCCUACCGGAAUAUUGGAGCAAGGCCCAGAUCUUAUUGUUGAUUACGCCACCUGUUUUCUUUUGGCGAGUUUUGGUGUUGGAAUUGCAUUCCGAGCAAACCCAUCUGAGGAUUCAUCAUCAGAUCCGUUAGCAUUUUUGCGUUGGAGAAUCGAUUUUAUGAACUGGGUAUUGAGGGUCUUGUUGUUUUCUUUAGGGAUAUUUCGUUUUGGGUUCUCAAAAUUUCUAGUUUGAUCUUGGCCUUGUUCUUUUUCUUUUCUCUUUUUAUCCUGGUAUGGAUCUUGGGUUGAAUUUUUGAGGACCCAUUUUUGAGAGCUGUUGUUGGGUUUCACGGAUUUGUCUCUUCUUCGCGGGACAAAACUGAUUUGAUCUUCAUGUUAUAGCGGGGGCCAGUUUGGAAUUUCUUUUGUGGGUUUGUUUGGUUUGGUGGCGAAUUUGGAGCGAAACAUGUUUCGGAGGGAACGCGAGAAAGAGAAGAAAGAACUGAAUGGUGGUGGACCGCCUUGUGGACAGGUUCGAGUUCUUGUUGUUGGAGAUUCAGGAGUUGGGAAAACUUCUCUUGUCCAUUUGAUUGUAAAAGGUUCUUCUAUUCUUCAUCCUCCUCAAACCAUUGGGUGUACAGUUGGUGUUAAGUACACAACUUAUGGGGGUUCUGGUAGCUCUUCAUCAAAUAGCAUGAAAGGUGACAGUGAAAGGGAUUUCUUUGUUGAACUUUGGGAUAUCUCUGGGCAUGAGAGGUAUAAAGAUUGCAGAUCUCUCUUCUAUUCACAAAUAAACGGCGUUAUCUUUGUUCAUGAUCUAUCUCAGAGAAGGACAAAAACAAGCUUGCAAAAGUGGGCUGCAGAGAUUGCAUCAACUGGGACAUUCUCUGCCCCUCUAGGAUCUGGAGGUCCUAGUGGCCUUCCUGUCCCUUACAUUGUGAUUGGUAAUAAAGCAGAUAUUACAGCAAAAGAGGGCACAAGAGGAAGCAGUGGCAAUCUUGUUGAUGUUGCUCGCCAGUGGGUUGAGAGGCAGGGUUUACUUCCCUCAAGCUCAAGCGAGGAACUUCCUUUGGUUGAGAAUUUUCCUGGCACCGGAGGCCUUAUAGCGGCUGCCACAGAAGCAAGAUAUGACAAAGAAGCAUUGAUGAAAUUCUUUCGUAUGUUGAUAAGGAGGAGGUAUUUUUCAGAUGAGCUUCCCGCAUCAAACCCGUGGUCUACCCCACCACUUCAAAGCCCAUUUCAGCAGCCAAGUGAAAUAAGUGAUGAAGAUCAUUUGUACAAGAAUACAAGCUUAAUCGGUAACCCUUACAAGUACAAUAAUGUUCUCCCUCCACUUCCAGCUCAACGCAAUCUUACCCCGCCUCCCACACUUUAUCCACAGCAGCCCAUGUCUACGCCUGACAACUAUAAAAUCCCAAGAUUUGCCUUGGCGGCAGGGUCCCAGGAGUUCAGCAGCACCAGAUCAAGGCGCACCGACAUUAAUGUCUGAUGAUUCUGAUCUAAGAAAGCCCUGCAGUUGCCAUUUAGAAUCCUCCUUCAUUUGUUUGCAACUCUGGUCCAAUCAUUCUUUGAUUCAUUGCGAAGCCUCUUAUCUUAGUUUAUGUAUCGUGUAUUUCAAAUGUAUGAUGAGUGGUCUAUGUCCGAUGCCCAGCUUAGCAUUCGCAAUAUAUUGUUGUUCCUUAGUUUCUUCUCGAGAGAAAUUGUAGAACUGUAAAGGCAUUGAAAGUCUUUGAAUUCACAAUAUAUAUAUAUAAAUGUUUGUGGCUUUCGGCAUCGCUUAA
Molecule: messenger RNA, 2109 nt
Organism: Diospyros lotus (date-plum)
Lineage: Eukaryota; Viridiplantae; Streptophyta; Magnoliopsida; Ericales; Ebenaceae
Product: small GTPase LIP1-like
Exons: 7
Coding region: 795-1817 (340 amino acids)
Biological process (GO): intracellular protein transport
Cellular component (GO): endomembrane system
Molecular function (GO): GTP binding; GTPase activity
Source: RefSeq, a predicted model, not a curated record